CGCAUAUGAACUCGAGCUACCACGAGCCCAGAAACGGCCAUGCCAUCGUCAGUCGCUCUGGGGGUGUGAGAAUAGAGGUCUAUAGCUGAUGACAGGUCAAAAAUACUCUGCUACACGUUAAGAAUGGCGGGGUUAUGGCGAUCGUAUCUCCGGGUUCUCAACAAGUACCCGUGGAGGACAACAUGCGCCACUACAGGCACCCUGAUGAUGGCUGGUGAUGGAAUCAGUCAGUUGGUGGUGGAGAAGACAGAACUGAGGGACUAUGACCUGGCCAGGAGUGCCCGCUUCCUGGUGUUUGGCACGGUCGUCAUCGGACCAGCACUCCGUGGAUGGUACAUGAAUCUAGAUCGACUCUUCAUUGGGAAGAAGGCGGCACCAAUCAAAAUGAUGCUUGCAGAUCAGUCUUUCUUCGCUCCUCAAGUCCUAAUGGUGUUUCUGACUGGAAUGGCAGCGUUCCGAGGGGACAGUUUCCACGACAUCAAGCAGAAGGUCAAACAGGACUACCUUACAAUUCUGAUGACAAAUUACAAGGUGUGGCCGGCUGCACAGCUCAUCAACUUCUACCUCAUCCCACUUCAACACAGAGUUCUGUUUGUCAACUUCGUGGCCCUGGGAUGGAAUACAUACAUGGCCUGGAUGUCAGAGAAGAAGUGAGGUCGGGUCGCCCUCUCUCAAGAUUGGGCAUCAAGGGACUUACCUGACUAAAUUCCAGGUUCUACCCUUGCCUAAAUUUGCUGGAAUUUCUGGGCUCUUUCAUAUCCAUAUUCUGAUCGAUAAUCAAAAUCUAUAUUGUAAUAAAACAGGUCUUACUUCAUGAAGUGUGUCAGAUCAGGUGAGCACCUUGAUUAAAAACAUGAAAAGAUUUAGAAAAUAUCUGUUAACGCCGAGUUGGCAGUACACAUGCUUUGCAAUUCCUGCAGUUGACAGAAAUCUGCACGACAGUUUACAAACCGGAUGU
Messenger RNA from Haliotis rufescens (red abalone), 958 nucleotides. Its product is annotated as protein Mpv17-like. The coding region runs from base 124 to 654 and encodes 176 amino acids. Gene Ontology annotation, cellular component: membrane; cytoplasm. The transcript has 7 exons. NCBI's taxonomy places the organism in Eukaryota, Metazoa, Mollusca, Gastropoda, Lepetellida, Haliotidae. The record is from RefSeq and is a predicted model, not a curated record.